Messenger RNA from Suillus subalutaceus, 500 nucleotides. RefSeq names its product acyl CoA binding protein-domain-containing protein. The transcript is spliced from 5 exons. The record is from RefSeq and is a predicted model, not a curated record. NCBI's taxonomy places the organism in Eukaryota, Fungi, Basidiomycota, Agaricomycetes, Boletales, Suillaceae. Gene Ontology annotation, molecular function: fatty-acyl-CoA binding. Gene Ontology annotation, biological process: fatty acid metabolic process. The coding region runs from base 60 to 362 and encodes 100 amino acids.
GAGCUGCGUUCUCUCCUCACCUAGAUCAGCUCCAGCAUCUUCAUCUCUCGCCUUCAACGAUGUCCUCUCAAUUCGAAAAAGCUGUUGCGUACGUCCAAGGUCUGGACAAGAACGAAUCAGGCCCGGAUGCUACCAUCAAGUUGGAGUUUUACAAAUUCUACAAGCAAGCUACUGUGGGAGAUGCGGAUCCGGCCAAGCAACCCUCUAUGUUCCAAUUCGUCGAGCGUGCUAAAUGGCUGCUUGGAAUGGCAUCAAGGGAAUGUCGAAGAAGGAUGCGGAGGAGAACUACUGUGAAACAACUUAUCAAAUACCUCAAGGAGAAGCACCCCAAUGAGCCCAUCCUCAAAGAGCUCGAAGGUUAAACUAUCUGUUAUGCGACACGUGGAUAGCAUACUCGUAUUUUGUAAUUCAACCAAGAAGUGAUCGAGCUGCCACUUCACCCGAACAUAUAGGAGUAUUCAACAAGCAACCCAAAACGAGAUUGUAAUGCCCAUCAAAAA